AUGAGCUUCUUCCGCAAGCGAGGCUACACGCGAACAUAUCGCCCCGCUAUUCCAGCGAUCCAUUUGGUUUUCGGUGGGAUGGGUCUCCGCGCCGGAGGCUAA
This is a messenger RNA of Parastagonospora nodorum SN15, 102 nucleotides long. RefSeq lists its product as hypothetical. The coding region runs from base 1 to 102 and encodes 33 amino acids. The transcript has a single exon. Lineage: Eukaryota; Fungi; Ascomycota; Dothideomycetes; Pleosporales; Phaeosphaeriaceae. The record is from RefSeq and is a predicted model, not a curated record.